UUUGUAUUUCCUCAUUCACCAGCCCGUCCUUACACGGUGGCUUCUACUUGUAUAUUCACAGCAGCACUACCCAAAAAAUCAUCGCGGUCGCCGUAUAUUCCCUACGCACCUGCCCUAUUGACCAUUCGGCAACACCCACUAUUCGUCCGCCUUGCUUCCUGUCUAAUCGAAACGGCGCAGCAAUUGUACGCACGCCACUCUUCUGUGCUUAUCUCUAAAAAAAAACUCUACCCCAGACUGCGCUCCUCGACGAGAGUAUUCGACGCAGCUGUCUAUAAAUCACCCAAGGCUUCCUUCCAUCCAGACUAGCCGAGGUGCAAGGGCUUUGCCUAUUUCUGCAGAUCUACUGCUUUCAACAGCAACUACACCGACUAUUGUACCUUACAUACACCCCCGCUACAACCCACUCCACCAUGUCACUCAAUUCAGACAAGCAGACUAUCGACUUCCGCUACAGCAUCAGCAGCAGCACUGCGGCUCCAGACUCGGUGGACCAUCAUGCCGAGACACAGCCCGAGACAGAAACAGUGCUGAGCGUCACUGGCAUGACAUGCGCGUCGUGCGUCAACAGCAUUGAAGGGCACAUUGGCAGCUUUGACGGCGCCGUCAGCAUCAGCGUCGAUCUGAUGACAGCACAGGCGACAGUGCGACACUACACACACGCCUUGCCCGUCGCCGACCUCUGCACAGCCAUCGAGGACAUGGGUUAUGAUGCAGCCGUGCUGAGCACCAAGACACUGGCUCCUGUCAGCGAUGCCACGAAGGCUGACGCCAAGGCGAUCCUCGGCGAGAGCGCAGUCGAGUCGUGGUUCAAUGUCGAGGGCAUGACGUGCGGGUCGUGCGUGGCGACCAUCACAUCUCUGCUCAAUGACCUGCCGGGCGUGGAGGCUGCCGAUGUGCAGCUUCUCACAGCACAGGCGAUGGUCAAGCACAUUCCGCGCGAGAUUGGCGUGCGCGAGAUUGCCGAUGCCCUGACGGAUGCCGGGUAUCCAGCGACGCCGCUGGACGGGGCAGACUCGAGCAGCGCAGCUGAUCCGUCGACAAUGGCCCUGCGGAACCUCGAGAAGCACCGGAGGCAGGCCAUGCUGCGCUUCCUGUGGUCGCUGGUGUUUGCCAUCCCCAUGCUCAUCAUCUCCAUGAUCAUUGACAUGGCGCUGCCGUCGUCGAACCCUGUGGCAAAGGCAUUCCACCGCAAGGUGUUCCAGAAGUACUCGGUCUCGGUCAUCUGCACCUUCUUCAUCGCCACAGCCACGCAGUUCACGCUCGGCCUGUUCUUCUACAAGCACGCAUACAAGUCGCUGGUGCGUGCCAAGACUGCCAACAUGGAUGUGCUGAUUGCGCUGGGCACCACCGCCGCCUACGCUGGCUCGAUAAUCAGCGUGGCCUUGCAGCAGGGCGCUGGCGAGCAGUUCUUUGAAACCGCUGUGUUCCUGAUGACGUUUGUGUUCCUCGGCCGCUGGCUCGAGGCAAUCGCCAAGGGCCGCACUGUCGGCGCUGUCGAGGCCCUGGUGAAGAUGCAGCCCGACGACGCCCUGCUGGUCAAGCCCGGAGCCAAGGACGGUGCCGACGACUUUGCCACGAUCAGCUCGCGCCAGAUCCAGCUCGGCGACCUGCUGCAAGUCAACAACGGCAUGCGCGUGCCGUGCGAUGGUGUGAUCGUCCGCGGCAACACCGAGAUCGACGAGUCGCUGCUGACUGGCGAGUCGCUGCCGGUGGCCAAGGGCGAGGGGUCGGCAGUGACCGGCGGCACGCUGAACCUGUCGCAGUCGGUGCGGAUGCGCGCAACAGCCAUCAACGAGUCGUCGACACUGGCGCGGAUCGUCAAGCUGGUGCGGGACGCGCAGUCGAGCAAGCCGCAGAUCCAGGAGGUUGCCGACCGGGUGGCCAACCGGUUUGUGCCGCUGGUCGUCCUGGCGUCGGUGCUGGUGUUCUUUGUCUGGCUCAUCAUCGGUGCCACGGGGAAUAUCAAGGCCGACUGGCUGGCGUCGAAGCUCAUGGGCGGACUGGGCGGCAAGCUCUCGCACACCGACAGCAUGGGACAUAUGGACGAUGCACCGCCGAUGAAGUACCCGAUCUUUGCGCUCCUCAAUGCCAUCAGCGUGCUGGUCAUUGCGUGUCCGUGCGCGCUGGGACUGGCCGCGCCGACAGCGAUCAUGGUUGGCACGGGGCUGGCCGCUCGCAUGGGCAUUCUGGUCAAGGGCGGCGGCGCUACAAUGGAGGCUGCGAGCAAGAUCGACAUCGUCGCAUUCGACAAGACCGGCACCCUGACCAUUGGCAAGCCCGCAGUCUCGGACCACUUUAUCGAGCAGUCGCGCGCUGAGGCCAUUUCGGGCUGGCUCUAUGCACACAUUGUCGAGAUCGAGUCGCUGAGCAGCCAUCCGCUGGCCGCUGCCAUUUGUGCGUAUAUCCGCGAGCACACGCAGUCGGGCUCGGUGCGUGCGCAGCUGCUUGAGCACCAGGAGCUGCCUGGCCGCGGCAUGCAGGCGACUGUCGAGCUCCCAGCAGAGAUUGCCCACGCGCUUGGCUGGACUGGAGUUACCACUGCCCAUCUGCUUGUUGGCAAGGAGGCGUGGGCCAAGGAGGAGGGCUGCCUGAUGGACGUCCCCAUGGACAUACGCGCGCAGUGGACCUCCAGUGGCUACACAUCGGUUGCUGUUGCAUUGGUGCCAAUUGGCCGCAGCAUGCGCGGCAAGGUCGUCGCAGCCUUUGCGCUGUCCGACCAGGUGCGUCCGGAGUCGCGCGAGGUUGUGCGCCAGCUGAAGCGUCGCGGAAUCGAGGUCUGGAUGAUCUCUGGCGACCAGCAGGCGGCGGCCAAUGCCAUUGCAGCACAGCUCGGUAUCGACCAUGUCAUGGCCGGCGUUCUGCCCGAUCAGAAGUCCGAGACCAUCCGCACGCUGCAGCGCCGUGGCAAGUCGGCCGAUGAUGCGAGCGAGACCGACUUCAAGGAGGGGCAGUCUGUGAAGCCUACGUCGUCAGUUGCUGCUCGCCUGUUUGGUCGCCUGAGGGGACCACAGAAGCGCCCGUUUGCCAAGGUCGCCAUGGUCGGCGAUGGAAUCAACGACGCGCCGGCGCUGGCGCAGGCUGAUAUCGGAAUUGCUGUGGGGUCAGGCACGGCUGCUGCUAUGGAGACGGCGCCGGCGCUGCUGAUGCGGCCGACGCUGCUCUCGCUGCUGACACUGCUCGACCUGUCCCGCAUUGUGUUCCGCCGCGUCAAGCUCAACUUUGUGUGGGCGUCCAUGUACAAUGUCGUGUGCAUUCCGAUCGCAGCAGGCAUCCUGUACCCAGCUAUCAACCGCGGACUGCCACCAGUUAUCGCUGGACUCCUGAUGAUUGCCAGCAGCCUGACGGUCAUGAUGAGCAGCCUGUCGCUGAAGCUCUUCCGCGAACCAAAAUACAACUGAAAAUAUCUUUAUUAUUUAUC
Linderina pennispora is the source of this 3421-nucleotide messenger RNA. Its product is annotated as heavy metal translocatin. The coding region runs from base 414 to 3401 and encodes 995 amino acids. The transcript has a single exon. NCBI's taxonomy places the organism in Eukaryota, Fungi, Kickxellomycota, Kickxellomycetes, Kickxellales, Kickxellaceae. Gene Ontology annotation, biological process: monoatomic cation transport; copper ion homeostasis. The record is from RefSeq and is a predicted model, not a curated record. Gene Ontology annotation, molecular function: ATP hydrolysis activity; copper ion binding; ATP binding. Gene Ontology annotation, cellular component: membrane.